Molecule: messenger RNA, 2856 nt
Organism: Procambarus clarkii (red swamp crayfish)
Lineage: Eukaryota; Metazoa; Arthropoda; Malacostraca; Decapoda; Cambaridae
Source: RefSeq, a predicted model, not a curated record
AUGUAUUCAUCACAGAGUCAAGCCUUGAGCGGCAACCGACAGGAUGGGAAGUGUGUGGUGCCUCCGGCUGACGUCAAGAACGCUGACUCCUUCGAUUAUUCUGUUUAUGUUUCUGAUGUGAACAUGGUGGUUGAGGCGGACCCUUUAAAUGGCGUCAAAUGUAAUGUGGUUGACCAGACGAAGCAACGAGCCCAGAAAAUGGUGCCGGGAUCGGAUCAAGUAAUGAACGAUUUACAGACGAAGCUGAUGCAGACGAUGGUGGUGGGGGAGACACACAACAUCAGCACGCCCAACGGCGUCCAUAUAACUAUGGGACUGUUACCAGUGAGCAGCUUAUUAGGAAGGAUUGAGGUGGGAGAGACGGGCGGGGCAGUAACGCUGCCCCACUCCUUCUGUCCCUUUUCCAACUGCUCACACGAUCCUGCCCUUGGCUUUACUGUUCGCCAGUGGCCCACCAACUUAUUCACUUUUUCGGGCGGUGCAAACAUGCUCUCACCGGGAACCAAGAUCAUUGAAUUUAGCCUCCAUACGCGCAACCUGGAGGAGGUGCAGGUGGACGGCCUUCCACCGGAGCACGCCGUUUAUGUCCAUAUCCCGAAAACGGCAGGAGCGAACGGCAACACAACUCUACCAGCCAUGGUGAGUGUUGACGCCAUCAACCAGUCCUCCCGGCAGAUCAUUCCAGUCAUAUACACCACCUUCAACGUGUCUGUGGUGAGUAAUACGCAACUUCGUGUAAACUUUUCUGUGCUUCUAACUACUUUCUUAGUAUCAGUAUUAAGGAGAGCAAUCAAGUUACCAAAAUUCAUGCCUCAAUCAACCAUCACGUUGGAGCUGGCCCCAGACGCUAGCAACCCUCGCCUCUUUAUUCUCAUUGACAAGCCACGCUUACCAACGCUAAAGUCCAGCAUGAGAUUCUCUCUGGUGAAUGACUUGCCAGUGAACAAUGGAACAUAUACGUUAUUCCUGCUGGCUAAGGAGCUUGCUGGUUUAGGCCGGUACUUUGUGGGCGUCGGCGAGUUCAGGAAGGACUUUAACAUGAGUCUGAUGGACGACCCUGUGACGAGGAACAACGUCAACAUGGACGUGAUUAAGAAUAUAUCAACUAACUAUAAGAUACGAAUCACAGUCAAUGGAGUUGCUUUUCUGAACAAAACAACGAUGAAGUGGGAGACAGGAGGUCUUGAGAUUAUAAAUGCAACAGAGACUCUAACCACAUGUACAACCAACCACCUCACAAGUUUCGGCGCCAGCAUGUUCGUGAUGCCUAACACAGUGGAUUUCAACUAUGUCUUCGCUCACAUGGGAUUUACGGACAACUUGACCAUUUACCUCACGCUCAUCAUCUGUCUCUCCAUCUUUGUUAUCUUACUUAUUUGGGCUCGAAUCUAUGACAAAAAGGAUCUUGAGAAGCUUGGAGCGGCGCCUCUGCCCGACAAUAAGGUGGAGGACAAGUACUUGUACGAGAUCGCAGUCUUCACGGGAAACAUCAAGGGCGCCCAGACGGACUCCGUCGUGCAGUUCAUUCUGUCGGGAGAACAUGAUGAGACAGACGUGCGGACCAUUGGGGAUGACAGACGCAAGAUCCUGCGCAAGGGCGACGUUGAUAUCUUCGUCAUGACCGUCCCGAGACCACUUGGAGCCCUGCAGUUGCUGAGAGUGUGGCACGACAACAGUGGCAAGGGUGUCAACGCCUCCUGGUUCCUCAACUGCAUUAUCAUCACAGACGUCCAGACGGAGACGAAAUACCACUUUAUCGCUGACCAGUGGUUUGCUGUGGAGAGUUAUGAUGGCCAGGUUGAACGUCUCCUUCCAGUGGCAGGAGAGGAGGAGAAGAAAAAGUUUAAGUUCCUGAUGGAGACGAACGCUAACAGCAGACUUACUGACGAACACCUCUGGUUCUCAGUCUUCCUCCGACCCAAACGAUCACGUUUUACAAGGUGCCAGCGGGUAGCCUGCUGUUUUGGUGUUCUGUUCCUCAAGAUGCUGGUUGAAGCCAUGUGGUAUGAGAGGGAACCAGAGAAGCCCAGUCCUGGAAGCCUUAGUCUGGGACCCUUCAACUUGAGCCCUGAAGUGGUUGGUAUUGGUCUGAUGAGUAACCUGAUCGUCUUCCCACCGACAAUACUCAUGGUGUUGUUCUUCCGUAAGGCCCGACCCAGGAGACUCCGCAGGUCCCGCAUCACCCUCGCGCUGGAGAGAACCAGAUUAUCAAAGAGCCAAAACAGUGAGAGUUGCAGUCGGUCUUCUGAUGCAGCUCAUCAUCCACCUCACUCACCUCCACACUCAUCUGACUCACCUCUACAGUCUGGUGAACUAUCCCAUGAGUCACGGCACUCAAAUGAACCUGAAAAGUCUGAGGAAAAAAUUGAGAAGAGCAUCACUCUGCCCUGGUGGUUCAUGCUGAUUGCCUGGGCCUUAGCCGUCGUGUGUAUUAGUGUGUCCUGUUUCUUCCUGCUCAUGUACGGCAUCACGUUUGGUAACGAGAAGACUACUAAGUGGAUAUCAGCCCUCAUUAUCUCCUUCUUCACGGAAAUUCUCCUUCAGGAACCUAUAAAGAUAAUUGUGAUCGCCAUGGUGAUGAGCGCCAUAUGUAAGACUAGCGACUUGGAGGAGGACGACUCCGAGGAGGACCAAGAGGAACCACAACUGGAAAGGGAUGAAGAUUGGCUACACCCGGGAAACGAGAGUACCCAUUCCCGGAAGCACAAGAGGCUGGAUGACGAGACGUUGGAGAGACUCAGGAAGGAAAGGCAGCAAGAAAUUGACAUGUGGAAGAUCAUGACAGAAAUCGUCGCAUACUCAAUCUUCCUCUGGGUUUUCCUCACCAUAACAUAUGGUAGCAGUGUUACCCAGUAA